AUGCAGGACGCCUGGACUGCUCGCAAAGCUGAGGAGAUCCAAGGCUACGCGGACCGCAACGAAUGGAAGAACUUCUUCUCCGCGAUCAAAGCUGUCUACGGUCCGCCGACGAAGGGCACUGCUCCUCUCCUCAGCGCCGACGGCAGCACUCUCCUGACUGAGAAGACGCAAAUCCUACAGCGAUGGGCCGAGCACUUUUGA
Molecule: messenger RNA, 201 nt
Organism: Spirometra erinaceieuropaei
Lineage: Eukaryota; Metazoa; Platyhelminthes; Cestoda; Diphyllobothriidea; Diphyllobothriidae
Source: the annotation of a GenBank genome assembly